AUCUUGUCCAAAUUCUUCCCUUUCUUCCUCUUGCUUGGCCCGGUCGAAGAGAAGAAGUUUUACACUCGAAAUCACGGAAUCAUGGACGAGCAUAGGAAAUUUUUGGCAGAUCGCCUGCUCAGUGAGGAGCGACCGAUCACAUAUCGCGUCCUUAGCAGGGCCUUGGAUGUUCAUGUGAACACUGCAAAGGAGAUGCUCUAUGACUUUCACAAGUACCAGAAUGCUUCGCGGGCCAACUCGGUCUACGCAACCUACCUUGUCUAUGGCAUCAGGAGCUCAGACAAUCAGGAGUCUGAUGGAGAUGUUGAGAUGUCAAGCUCAGCCCCCGAGAACGAGGCUUUGUCUGAGACGGUGCCCGUCACGACCAUGACCCUUGCUAGGGAGGAAGAGCUCAGCGAUAUCCUGGCUGACUACCAACAAGUCACUUCGAUUCAUGUCUACAGUCUUGCACCUCAUCCCCAAAAGGACCUCUCCCUCUUGUCAGAUGUUUCAGCACAGCUAUCAGAGUACCCAAAAGAUGAAGAUGCUUUUGCGGCAUCGAAGAAGUAUGGAAUCAUCAGCAACCCUCAAGCUCGAAAGAGAGAUCGCAAGGGCCGUCCGCAGGCUCCUUCCCCAGCUACUUCACAAGCUAUCAAGCGAGAACCUGCUUCGUCCAAGCCGGCGCCAGCUGCAAAGGUCAAGGAGGAACCGUCAACAGCCAAAUCAGAGGCAGCGGAGGCCAAGCCGACUAAGAAGGAAGCAUCAGCUCCCUCAUCUAAGGAGGGCACGCCGGCUCCUAGUGGCUCGAAGAAGCCAGCCGUGAAGAAGGGCAUGGCAGGGAGCAUUAUGCAAUCAUUCGCCAAGGCAGCUGCACGACCACCCAAGCCGAAGCCGGCUCCCAAGGAAGAGGAUACUUCUAUGGCCCUCUCAGAUGAUGGUGAAGCGGAUGACUCUGAUAUUGUCGCCUCCAAGUCAAAGCCUGCAGUAGAUGCCGAGGAAGUUAGGAGAAAGCGUCAAGAACGCGAAGACGCCCUGCGGAAAAUGAUGGAGGACGAUGAUGAGGAUGACAAUAAGGAAGACUCAGACAAGGAAGAGGAGCAGGAAGACGAAGAGAUGGAAGAGGCACCCGAACCUGAACCGGAACCCGAGGAGCCCAAGGAGAAGAAGCCUUCGGAGGUGAUAUCGAGCAGCGGAGAUGGGCGCAGAAGAGGAAAGAGACGGGUGAUGAAGAAGAAGCGCAUCCUUGAUGACCAGGGGUACAUGGUCACGAUUCAAGAGGAAGGCUGGGAAUCCUUCUCAGAGGAGGAGGCCCCGAAGCCGGCAAAGAAGCCAGCGCCAACUCCAACCCCGUCAUCAUCAGCAGGAUCCAAGGCAAAGAAGCCUGCUCCAAAGGGACAAGGAAACAUCAUGUCUUUCUUCUCCAAGAAAUAA
Fusarium keratoplasticum is the source of this 1410-nucleotide messenger RNA. Its product is annotated as DNA polymerase delta subunit 3. Gene Ontology annotation, molecular function: DNA-directed DNA polymerase activity. Gene Ontology annotation, biological process: nucleotide-excision repair, DNA gap filling; DNA replication; DNA synthesis involved in UV-damage excision repair. NCBI's taxonomy places the organism in Eukaryota, Fungi, Ascomycota, Sordariomycetes, Hypocreales, Nectriaceae. Gene Ontology annotation, cellular component: nucleus; delta DNA polymerase complex. The transcript has 5 exons. Bases 82 to 1410 code for a protein of 442 amino acids. The record is from RefSeq and is a predicted model, not a curated record.